AUAUUUUCGACUUGACAUUCGUCGAAUAUAUAAAUUAUAAAUUUCUAAAUUCAUUUCGAAGCAAUUUGUUGCAAUUUGAAAUUUCUACGAAUCAAUAUCGUCGCGUGUCGGCCAGGUCGGCGGACAGAUAACGGGAGGUAAACGUAAAAAAAUGGCAGCAGCAGCAGACAGCAGCGAGCGACGAGAAGACUCUGUUCCGUCCGUCUCCAAAUUUAUUCGGCAAUUUAGGUAGAUAUGACUCAUGCAAUACCAAACGAUUGAAAGUGGAAGCUUUGAGCUUCACCAUUUCUUCCACAAGGGGAAAGAUAAAUCGUUUUGUGACAUCUUAAUUGGUUAUAUUAUAUUAGCAUGAACGAUCUAUUUCACCUGGAGAUCUGUUUCUGGAGCGGCGGGCAUGGCAGAUGUUUAUGUCCGAUUGCCGUCAAUUAUUCUCUUCUACGACCACGAUUAUUAUUACAAUUUCAACUGCUGCUGUCACUGGACUAAGAAACGUAAAAGGAAAAAAAGAAAAAAAACCUAUACCACCUUCAAUAUAUAUUAAUAUACAACCACACAGUUAUACAUGAAAUAUACAUACAUGAAAUAUACAUACAUAUUAUUAUUAUUAUAUACCAUUAGGUUUAUGUACCUUGUUUGUGUGUUCUUGUUUGCUUGCUACUAGAGUAUUUUAAUGUUAUUUCUUUUCUAACCUGUGUCCCUGUAUUUAAUAACUAUUUAAAAUUCUUUGUGUUGUCUUUUAUUUUUGAUUUGCUACUUUACCUAACAAUAAAUAACACACACAUACAUAUACAUACAUACAUAUAUAUAUUUGAAAAAUAAGUUACCCUAGUAAUUUUACGAAUUCUAUUACAUCUACAAGUAAAUAAACACUUUCAAAAUAUAGCAACAAAAACAAAAAAAUUGUGUUCGAAGUAAUGAAAUUUGGAUUUCUUUGAGAUUUAAUUACGGAAUUCCUUCUAUAUUUGUUAAGCUGAAGGAAGAAGAAGACAGUAAACACAACAUCUCUUCAUUAUCUUGUGUCACCUUUUUAUGUGAUCAAACAUGAUGUCUAGUGCGAAUACGUCUCUCUUCGAUCGAAUCGAAGAAGAACUACCCCAGUCUUCGCUUUACUGGUUAUUAAUUGCUUUAUGUGCAGUGAUGGUGUGGACGAUAUAUAUUACCUAUUACAACUCGCGAGUUCUCGGAUUAAUCUUAACUGUGAUACUCAAUAAAUUCGUACACUUUGGACAUGUGAAGUUCGGUUCUUUUUCCUUUUCUGUUUUGAGUGGCAAAAUAAUGUUCCGUGAUGUGCAUUUGGUAACAGAAGAUUUUUCAGUUAGAGUGCAAUAUGGAUGGGCCAUUUUCAGAUGGUGGCGGCCUUAUGUUCAUAGAGAAAUCAAUGAAGAUUUAUCUCAUUGUGAAACUAGGUUAUCAUUAUUCUUGGAAGGUUUUGAAUUUCAUGUAUAUAAUCGAUCAUUUCGGUAUUCUUUACUGGAGAAACUCUUUGGUUUGGAACCAGACAUGAUUCCUGAAGAGGAGAAAGAAGAAGAUACUGGUGUCGAGACUAUAGAAGAUAAUAAAAACAAUGUAGAACCAAAAAAAUCUCUUCACUGGAGAGAUUUAAUACCUGUGAUAAAAGUAGACAUUAAUUCUGCUAGAAUAAUUUUUGGGAAUUACCUCAUUCCUACUACAUUAACUGUAAAUUUUGAUGAAGCUCAUAUUGUAUAUACAACAAAACCUGCCUCUACACCAUUUGAUCAGUUCAUGCACGUAAUGAAGUGUCGAGCUGAAAAUGCACGAGUUAUGUUGGUGCCCAGCCCUAAAUACAAUGGCCCCAUUGAUGUACCUCCUCGCAACAUGGGUGAGGGAUUUGUGGUGCUUCAGUCUAGAGAUGUUGAAAUGUAUUAUUAUAUGGAUGAACCAGGCUUAGUCCCUCACGAACCAGAGUUAGUACAUUUGGCAGAUGGUGAAGUUAUCGUGAGCAGGACAUAUCCUUGCUUUGGAUUUGAUCUGAAGUGUGGCAAAAAUACAGAUUUCAACUAUGGUUCCUGGGCCGACCGACAGAGAGAACAUCUCUGGAAGUUUUUCUUUCCUGCAGACUAUCAACCUUUGCAACCCACCAGAGAUCCUAGCCCAGGUGAGCGGAGGCAGUACAAAGCAUUUGAAUUUCGUAUGAGUAUUAUUGCCAAAGCAACUGUGGAUAUACUCUUUACCAAAAAUUCUGUCAAUCAAGCUAUACAUAUGAACACAGGGCAAGGUUCAUAUGUAGAAGCUAACAUUCCAUGGAUUAUCGGAGAAACGGGUUACACUACAAAAAUAACUGGUCAGUUGUUACUUCUUGAUGCCACAACCAGUCUUCAGUUUCGGUCCUUGGUUGACUGUGAGACAUUUGAGUUCUCCAUCAGUGCCACAUAUCCAAUUAUCUGGAAUAGUCAUCAAGACUGGCAAAUUGACUUUACUGCCUGCAAAGCAACUGUUUACCUUAUCUAUGAUCUGAAGUCAUUCUUCUCAGAUCUGACUGAUGAUUGGUCAAGUCGGCAGGUUCCAGAUAUUUACCAUUUUGUUCCAUACACUUGGCACAUCAAUUUGAUAAUCAAAGAAUUCGAAAUAGUUUCACUGGCUAACCAACACAACUGGAUUGAUACUUCGUCUCAAAAUCAAGAGAACAUUUAUGUUGCAUUUUGUGGUGAUAUGUUUGACUUGUCAAUUCAGCUUCCCUAUGUUGAUUUCCUACCUCCAAAAGUUGCAACACGUAUAUUCAUACGAGGUGAGAGUAUGGAUUGUCGGUUAUUUCUACCGGAAACUGUGACUAGUCGCCAUGUUAUCAAAGCAUUGUCAGAGAAUAUGAAAAUACUCGACCGUGAUGGAAAUGUUCUUGAAAAAGGCUUCCCAGCUCAAAGGGAAAAGUGGAGGAAACUCACACAGAAAAGUGCCGACUGGAUUGAUUGUUGGACAACACCCAUUGCAGCUUUGAGCAUCACCUACACCUAUCACCCUAUGCCAGUAUUGCAUGUGUGCAGCGACCCUGUGGCUGGUCUUGAGGAGAACAUCAACUCUGGUCUAGAACUUGAAGAAGCUCUGCUUAUUCCACUUCGGCCUCUAAGACAAGACAUGGUGUAUUCCAAGCCACCGGAUGACUUUGAUCCUAUUUUACUAGAACCAGAUGUGAUCAACCUUGAAUUAGAAGUAGGACCCUCAGUACUCUGUCUGUAUGGUUCCUUACUUCUCAGUUUGUGGAAUAUAAAGGAAAAUUAUUUUGGAGAAGACCAACAUUUUACAGACUUUUAUAAUGCUCCAAAAAAUGAUGAAGAAAAUGAUGUAAGUUUUCCUAAUCUGUCCACUAGUGAAGAAAGAUCAGGUUCAUUUGAUCCUCGAAAGUAUCGUCCAUUGUCAGUAACAUUUUCUGUUACGUUACAUGACAUGCAGAUCCACCUCAUAAAGAAUUGUAAUGUGGAUGAAGUUCCCUGUCCUUGCCUUUAUGUUGAAAGGUUAGGAUUUGAAAUGGAUAAAUCAUAUAAAGAAACCAAACUUCAACUCCUCAUAUCCCCUUCAUUAUUAUUGUCCAGAGAUUCUACUGAGAGAGAUGCUGAGCAUGCUCAUAUACAUGAAGGACAUUUGGCUUUAUCGGGUCUGCAAGUGCGGGGACAUGCUAUGUUUUCAGGAGAGGGGUUACCACUAGAUCGGGAUACAAUAGAAUAUGCAUGGCUUGUCGAAGUCAUUGUCGGUAGUCUUUCUGGAAGACUGACAUCUCCCCAGGUUCAAAGUAUUGUUGAAUUUCUUGAAACGUUCAUUAUGCUUGUUGACGAUUCUGAAAAUAUUUUGCAAUCCCCCAUACCAUACAGAAUGUGCCAACAUGGCCUACCUCAACCGCAAUGUCGAAUGUUUCCACAAUAUCCAUUCUGUUGCCCUUCACCCGAAGACAUCAAAUACAGAAUGACACGAGCCUCUGUUGAUUCCAUCAAUUUGCAUUUUGUUGAAUUUGGUUCGUCUUCCAAUCUCCAGAUUUCUCCAAUAAGGUUUUCUACAUGCAAUCUUCAUGGAAUUACUACUCGAGCUGGAGUGACAGGUUUUGUUGAGCAGAUAACUUUGACUCAGUAUAUUUCCACAGCUCCUAUGAGACAAUCAAAUGGUCAACCAGAAGUUUGGCUGGAAUGUGGUCAGGUUUCAUUUGGUCCUAUUAAUAUUGAAGCAGCAAUGGCUCUUCCCAACUUAGAAUUUCAUAAAAUUCAGGAUGAUUUUCUCAAAUCGCAUGACAGAAAGACACGCCGUCUUUGGUUCUUGUGGAGAUCUGAAGUGCCAAAUGUUACUUUUGUUAUUGGACGUAAAUGUGGCUGUCUUGGUGGAUGUAAAUUUUUUGGCAACAACAAAAAUGGUCUUGGAUUUUUCCACCCUAAAAAGUUUUCCUCUGGCAAUUCUAGUGCUGCUGUCUUUCAGAUUUUUCCUAAGGAUGCUGAUCCUGGCUUUGGACAGAGUCUUCUCUGUCGAAAUAAACUAAUGUUUGAGACAAAUAAUUCCAAAGUACCUGGGUCACCUGAAACUUAUAAAGGUUUGAUAUUUACUCGCGGUUAUAUGAGUACAUUUGGUAGCCCUGAUACACCAACAACUAACGUAACUUUGGUAGAUAGUCUUCAGAAGCAAAUGACUGUUGCUGGUGAGCAGCCUCAGGAGAAACAGGCUGAUGACAGUGGUGAUGAGGAUGAUGAUACAUCACAUUCCUCAAGUACAGUGACAUCCAACACCCAUGGACCCACAAGUAAGACUUCGGCUGAUGUCAGUAAAAAUAUAGAUGAGCAGGACAAAUCACUAAGUAUAACUUCUGAUGGGUUUUCGCUGGCUGAUCCUGUUAGUUUAAAUAGCCUGACAGAGGAGACGGAGUUUGGCAGCUGUAGUUCUGGCCCCGUAUGCAGUGGGGACUAUGCUCGUCAUGGUUCCCUAGCCAGCUCAAAUGGUUCAGUCUACAGUUAUCCUUCAUCUCCUUCUUCUGGUUUUGCCCGCUUACACAGCAUGACACAGAGCAGCACAUCAACAAAGACUGGAUCUCCCACUAGAAGAUACCCUUGGUCAAGUCCUGAAACUGGUCGAAGUCGGUGCACCAGCGGAGAAUAUUACACCAUGACAUCGAUGGAAAGUGAUCGUUAUUUCACUGCUGAUGAUGACGGGACCAUGUCAGAGACAGAACUUCAACGAUUCUUCUAUAGGAAACCAGUGUUCCAAGAAGUAAAGUUACCUGGCCAAAACAGCGGCACUGUAACUAAUGAAAAACCGGCUGAAAAUCAGAAACGAGACAGAAGUAGAAGUUUUGAUGUCAAUGGUACAACUUCAAGAAGUAAAAAACGACCCAAGUCCACCCAUAGCUCAACAUCUUCCAGUUCCACACUUUCAUUUAUGUCUGCAAUAUCUUCUCCUGAUGACAUCACUUCCAAUAUUGUUUUAGAGGACCUCUCUAUGGUUGAUCUCCACGGUCAAAUGAACCAACCGAUUACCAAAUCUCCUGUUCUCAUGUCAUGCUAUCUUAACCAUCUCACUCAUAUGCACUGCACUGACUGGGCAGCACCAUCUCCGUUCUCCACCACCCACAUGAAAUCCGCCUCAUUUAAAGGUUUGAAGCAAGACACAUCGUUUUUCUCCCAUUCAUCAUUAACUUAUGCUCCAUGCCGGUUUUAUCCCAAACAGUCGUGGGUGCCACACUUCUCCAGAGUCAAGCAAGGUUUUUCAGUGAGUAUGAUGAAACCUCGCGAUGAAAUUGAUGUUCCCCAGACUCCACUUCUUGAUGGACCCACCGAUCCUUGGAACUCAUUUAUUGAAGAAGAGGAAGCAUUUGAUUCCACCGAGGUUGUCAUCUCUGAAAACACAUCCAAGACUACAGCUGUGAUCAAACUCAAGGGUUCAGUUGAUAUUUUAUUGACUCCCUUAUUACUUGAAUCAACCCAAAGAUACAUUGAAGCCAUCACUCCUGUUUUAUCCAAACUUCAUCCAUCUUCAAUCAUUGAUCGCCUGCACAGCCGAUGUUUAGAUCGACUAAAGCAGAAAAAUCGCUUAAAAAAACACAGCUCUGAUGAGCUCCAUGAUAGUAAUAGUUCUCGCCGGGAACCAAUGGAAACCAAAACAUCCAGUAUUCAAGCUUAUUUUUCAUUAGCAAAGAUCAAUGUGUGUAUUCUUCAGACAUCAAUCGUUGAAGAAUUGGUGUCGUUCUCAGCCUUAGACAACAUCCAUGACUUCACCUGUGUUUCAUUACUGGCCGUCUGCAUCAGCAACAUUGAAUGCCAACUACUUUCCAACUGCCACUCUUGUAAAAUUGCCAAUGACAAUAGCCCCAGUAGUAGUCUCCACCAUUCCACCAAUUUGUUGGUCAAUAAAGAGAAAUCCUCAAAAGGGGUUACCAAUACUGUUGGUGGGGGUACAGGGACUGAGUCGACAAAUACAGAAUGUUACAAACUGUCUGAAACCUCCAAAGAUGAAAAUGUCGGUACACUGUCUAUUGAAAAAAUUCACUUCCAGUUUAGGCGUCUCUUGAAGCACAGUAACUUUUCAGAAAAUGUGAUUUUGACAGCCAUUCCAGAGUUCCGCUCCAAAGUUCUGUUUGUGUUUGAUAAAGAGAACAUCCCUUGUGAAUCAAAGCAAAGCACGUUGAGUCGAGAGUCCUCGCAGACCAGUGGCCGAGAAUAUCGUCAAAAAUCAGAUGAACUUGGCAUUGGUUUCAUAAUGUUUGAAUGUGGUAUGGAAGGAAUAAACUUAACAGCUGUGAGGAGGUUGGGUUUCAAAGAAAAUAUUGAUACAGAAUUUCAACAUAAGAUGGAAGAAAUUGAAAAGACUCUUGAAGAGAUGCAAGAACAAACAAAAACAGAACUUGAUAAAGGAGAAGUUCCCAAAAAAUGGCAAGACAAGAAAAAUUCUAUGUCUUCUUGGGAUUCAACCAUGUCAAUAACAUCAUCAGAUAGCCAGUUUCCAUCUUUGGAAAGACUUACCAAAAUGAGUCCUUUAGAAGGGGACGCUUCCAGUGGAGUUUUAAAACUAGAGACAAUCUGGUUUAAUUUUGCAGCUCCUCCUCCCUUACCUAUGAGGAGAAAAAUGGACUUCACGAGGCUUGACUGGAAUCUUCUGAGUACUGCAACACCAGCUAUCAACUCCUGGUUAAACCCAACUGAUCACUUAGUUGUGGCAAUAAAGCAACUUAGAGAUGCUCUUACUCAUCGCAAUUGCUCUGUGAUGGCCUGCAUCAUGACUGAAGCAUUGGAGGUCCAAAGUAUACACAUGCCGUACAAGAGAAAAUUUAACAAGUUAAAUGGCUUGUCAAAAAUUCUUCAAGAAGAUCCUUCUUGUCAAUUAUUCACUGUCCUGCGGAAAUAUGUGAAGAGUUGUGGCAUUAGCCCUAUUGAAACAGCUGUCAAAUCCGAUACCAUUCCUCAAUUAAUAACCAUUCAGAAAGGAAUCCUAGCUCUCACUCGACAGUGGAAAACUGUGCUGUACAUGCCACACCUUGCUGAUAUGCAUCUGAAAUCGAAAAAGGCAGCGAAACCUUACACUGUGGCAUUUACGUUGCCUGUCAUGGAGGCUUCCAAUAAUUUCAGCAUGGAUGAUACAGAAAUGCCGAUUGAGCAUUUUGAUAUUGUAGAUGAACGGACAUCUUUACUGCUGGCAGAGGGUGGGUCAAUCCAUCAGUCUUUAUCCAUGCCCAGCUUGUCUGGUCAUAGCAUUCCAGUUCCCCCAUCUUUGGCUGUGAACCAUCCACCACAAGGUCCAGUUAUCAUCACAAGUUGCCCUGAUGAUGAUGACGAUAAUGAGAACAUGAACAGACCAACAAAACGAAAGCAGGUAGUGACAGAAUCCCCAGAGCCAUAUUUUCAUUUGAAACCUGCAUUUGCUACUAACUCCCCAAUGACUCGGAAUGAGAGUACGUACAGUUUUGUUUCUGCUGCUGGUAGCAUGUCUAGCCUGGAACAUGGCUUAAACAAUACUCCUCCACAAACUCCCCUUCGUGUCAACUUUCCUCGAAGUAUACCAUUGGGCAGAAAGAGUCCUAGAAACGGAGACAAUUUGUAUGAAUGGAUGGCCCAACAACAAAAUCGUAUAGGCACUCAUUUUACAAACCUUUGUCCAUCUUCUCGACGACAAGAUUCUAUUAUGACUGCUUUUGCUAGUAAUUUUGGUAGUGAUGAAAGUAAAGUUGGUAUGAGUGCCGAGCACUUAACACUUGCCACAUCAAUUUUACAAUUAGCAGAUGCUCAGAUGCUGUUUAAACCAUUUUUGGAAUCCAUUGGCCUUCACGUUGAAGGUGUACGAACAUCUGCCCUCAUGAAAAAGUUUGGUGGCCAUCUUUCUCUGCAAGGUAGACUGAACACAAUGAAGAUUCAGAUUGCCGAGUCAUCGGACCUCACAUCCAAAGGCAAAGGCAAGUCAAAGACAGCACGUUUUAUAAAAGUGAUCAACACCAGUGCCGACAACCCAGCUUUCCUCUGUGAAGAUUUUGUCGUCAAUAUCGGAAUGAGAGAUGUUGUUGAUUUUGAGAAGAACAAAGGCAAAGACGAAAGGAAGUAUGUCUCUUGGAAGUUUGCCAUGCACAAACUAGAAGCUAAACCAACUACUCUGAAAGUGAAUUUCAUGAUUAAUUGCCAUUCCGUUACUCAACAUGUAGACAUGCCUCUCUUGCGAUUGAUUCAUCAGUUUGUCACAAUGAUUGACAACAUCAAUGAGACUCGAGUUGAACUGAAACAGAAUCGACCGGCUGACUCAGAUUGGCAAAAGACACAUCGUAAACAAGAUUCUAAAGAUUCUACAUCCAGUGCCGAUACUCAACAAUCCCACACUUCAAAGACUCUACCAACCGAACAAGAUACUCCUACUCCAGAUGCUAGCGUCAGCUCUGAUGUAUCCAGCCAUGACGGUACUAAAAUUAUCACAAAGCGUAAAAAUAAACAAUCACCGAAGGUUCGGGUAACUCAACCUUUGGAAACCAAACGUCCUGAUAAACUUCCCUUAAUGUCUUUGCGGAGAACUCAUUUACGGUUCUCUGGUAAAAGUAAGAAAUCAGGGUCUCGAUCUCAACAGUCGAGUAUAUUAACCCCACCUCACUCGUUGAACCUCAGUGAUUCGGUGACCAUCGACAUGGGUGAUACUUCUUCGCCAGUGUUUGCUGAGAAAACAAUAGUUGAUGAAAUAAAAGAAUCAACUCCUCGUUGCUGGCGUACAUUGUAUCAUCUACUUGAACUUUACUCCACAAUGCCAACAACGAAGACUCUUGGCCGAAAGCCAUCUAUGCUUCCUGCCAUUGCAGAAGAAGAGAACGAAAAGGAGACAAGCAAGAAUGAUUCCAAGAGCUUGUCAAAUGCUGAAGAAGGAGUCAGUAAUACUGCUAAGAGUAAACCAGAAAAUGAAGAGAGUACGAGUACAAACCUACACAAUCGAUCCGUGAUUGGUAGAAGUACAUUCAAGCAAAGCUUUUAUAUUGGCGAGACCAUACCACUGGUGGUGUUUGGAAUUGCAAAAGUGGAGAAGUUCCGUAUUCUAGCAGCAUUGAGUGGUUUAAAGUUGGAUGCGGAGCUGAAGUGUGUUCAUGCCAGUGGAGCAUACAGAGAAAAAGUGAAAGGUUUUGUGGGUAAAAGUUCAUCUGAAUCUUCAAUUACUGCACACAUCGGACAUACAAGAAUUGGACUUUUGGAAGGGAUUCUUCCCAACAUGACAAUCGUUGUCACAGUGGAUGUAAAUAAAUCCCAAGGUUUGUACACGAGUGUUGUGAGGCGCAGCAAGAAACACAAUUCUGCUUUGAUUUCAAUUGGAGCUAUUGAUGUCGACAUCCCGCAGCAUCCGGUUGUACUUCAUGGUAUGAUGGCACGAAGCUCUAAACAAUUGUCUACAACGUUCCAAGAAUUCCGGAGAUCAGCUCAAAAAUCAAGACAACCAGAUAUUUCAGAGUCAAUCAACCCUGAAGUUGUUGCAGCAGAAAUUGCUAAUGCUGCGAAAAUGACAGCUGAAAACAAAGCUAAGGCUGAGAACCCGAUGAAGACUGUCACCCUUCACAUUCACUUCAAGGCUAUUCUACAGGGUUUAACCAUUGGUGCUUCCUUGUUACCAUCUCUUCGUGCUCAUCAUAAGACAAGCCCUAUUACAGUGACUGGUAUGACAGGCAAGAAAGCACGAUUCACAAUCGAUUUACCAGCGCACACAUUGAGCUUCAAAUCAAGAGUCAGUUCAUUUGAAACGUCUAUCCCUUCAUCUGCUAGCAUUGAUCUACCACCAAUUCAUGUGUAUGCAGACUACAGGCACCACAAAGCCACUUCAACCAAUUCUGAUAAUCUCACAGAUGGAUUGGUGCUUAAAGAAGGGGGAUAUUUGAAUGCUGUCGCUGAAGUAGGCAUGCUUGAACACAGCCUCACCACAGACCUACUCAACCAUGUCGUAUUUGUACAGAAAGUUUUCAUGAAGGAAGUGAAUGAGUUAGUUCAGAAAGUUUCUGGAUCUGAUCAGCCAAUAAGAAUCUGGACAACCAAUGAAGGAACUACCAUGAGCAAAAUCAGAGAACCUCUGCUAUAUUCUCUUCUUUUUAGACUGAAGGGCAUCCAAAUUACUGCCACAACACCAACAUCGAAUGCAGUUCGGUUAGAAACUGGUUCAAUUGACCUGGAAGUAUCAAACCGUGUUCAACUAGCUUCACGAGAAUCAAAAUCAGAGUACUCUGUCUAUGAAAAUAACCAGAAGGUUUUCAUCCGAGCUCAUAUUGAUCUUAAUCUUACUUUGGGGCAACUGUUGAAGAACCCAUUAUUUGAAGAAGCAGAACCUGAAUUUCAAACAAUGGCUUAUUUUAAGACCAAAAUUGGAAUACGGAAUGCUAUUCAAGAUGAAAUGAUACCUGGCCAAGAAGACGACCAAGAAGCACUGCUAAUCACUCUGACUCGGCCCAUUAUUCUAGCACAGCCCCAAGACUUUGACAAAGCUGUGCUAGUUUGGCUGAAUUACAGAAAUGCUUAUGAAUACUGGACUGAACAGAGAAUGGCUCUAAACCGAGAGGUUCAGACAGCCACCAGACAAGUAAUCGAUAAACUGCCCCAGCUUGCUCCGUCAGCUCACACCAACCUCACCACCUUGUUUCUACAAUUAACAGUUGAUGACAUGGGGAUUUGUCUACCAAUCCAUUCUUACAGUCAGAAUGGAACCCAAAAUGUCACUCGUUUGAUGGACAUUGAUGUUGGCACAGUUUUGGUAUUAACUAUUGAGAAUACUCAAAUCUCUGCUUGUUCUUCUGGAUCUUUAGUGAGCAAAGGACGCUUCACAGGGUUUUGUCUUCGGUUUGCUGAUGACUUUGAAACAUCAUGGGAUGAAUGGAAACCGGUCAAUAAAGAAGACAGCCCCAUAAUGAACGCAUGUGUUGUACCAGAAGGAACAUAUGAAGUCUGUUCAAGGACUAUUAAUAAACAAGCCACAGAUCCUCCCAGCAAUGCCAAGUGGAUAUUGAAUGUGUUAUGGGAGAUGGAAGGCAUUGAUGUUCAUCUUGACACCAACAUUGGCAAAAAGCUCUCUGGCCUUGCCCACACCCUCACGGCUCUUGCUGGAGACCCGAAUGAUGACGACGCUGUUGACAUUCUCAAUGAAGCUGACUCGCCUGAUGGAACGAUGAGCAAACUGCCAUGGGGCCAGCAUGAAGCUCCCACUCGGAGACAGACCAUUGCAGCUGAACACCUACCUGCCUUUGUGUUUGAUACUACUUUAGAACCCAAAGUGAGAGCAAGACUCAUCGAGAAAGAAAUGAACGAACAAGCAAUUGUUGUUCAAGAUCUCAAACAACUUGGUGCUUCACAGUCAGUUGUUGACAUAGAAAUCAGAAAACUGGAAGGUUUGCAAAUGCUAUUAUUUAAUGAUUUCCGGAGAGAUGUUUUGAAUAAGUUGAAAAAACAGGGAGAAAAGGCUUCCGUACUUAAGGACACUUUGGGUCUUGGGCACAAACCUACUCACUCUAGGUCCAAAUCAUUUGGUGGGCAUCAUCCACGAAGACAUCAUCGAAGCGAGUCUAAUGGCAAAGCUCCUAUAUUGCGACACACAGAAGGCCUGGCCGAAGGCUCGUCUUCUGAAAUUAAAUCUUUAAUCACGCAUGCCGAAAUGCCAUUUGAGUCGUCACCUGACACAUCUCCUGGCUCACCCGAUACUAACAAUAUUUUUGACUUCCGUAAUGGAAGUAGCAGCAUCCAGGAACCAAUGAGACAUCAUUCUCUACGCUGUCCAGUCUCCCACAGACCAUAUAACCUUCACGACAUCUUGUCUUCCAGUUCAGAGGCAUCAUUGUCUUCAGAUGAAGAAUUAUCUUUAGACCAGAAAGAACCAUUCCAACCACUUCAUCCAGCCAAUGAUGGUAAGCCAUUUGACAACUGCAAACAAGUGAGGUACCAGCAGUCUUCAACACCAACACCAAGCAGUUCUUCAAAGGUGGGUACAGUACCUCCUGGUAAUGCACCCUCUGGAUCAGCGACAGCAGCAUCUACUGCAGCCUCUUCAGCAUCUUCAAGCAAUACACCAGAUCCCAGCGUAGACUUUGAGCUCGAUUUCAAAGUGUUUAUUAACAGCGGGAAGUGGAUUCUGCAUCCAAAAGACAACAAAGAAGAAGACCUCAAGAAGGGGGUUCACAAAAAGCCAGAGACAUCUCCUGUCGCUGGCCGUAAAAAGAUGAAGCGACAAGACUCCAAUACAACGCUAUUCACUCAUACGAGUCAUGUCAAGAAAGGGCCCCCUGCACAACCACCAGCCGUUGAGAACACCGUAUUCUUUUUGCCAGGCUUAGAUGUGAGAGUUCACUAUAAUUCUAAAACUAGUGCUUUAGAUUCACCUGCUGCUAAGCCAGGUAUGCCAACAGUUAAUCUCGUUCCAGAAAUGACUCCAGAAAAGGACAAAGAUAAAGACACAAUUUCAACACCCAUCAGCAAACGAAGUAAUGUGAAGAAAGCUAAUUUGUAUGCUUGGGUGUUUUUGCAAUCACUACCUGAGGAAAUGAUUAUCAGCCCCUAUUUACUUGAUUUCCUUGAACAAGCAUUGGAACCAUUACCAUUGUCUCAACCAUUUUCCACAAAGAAAGCUGAGUUAGUGGGUCAAGUCUUGAUGGAUUUGGACGCUUCUACAACGUCCCUUGGUCUACCAGCUGCCUAUGCCUCUUUCCCUGUAGAUGUUGUUGUAUUCAUACGUGUUGAUUCAUCUGUCAUUCGAUUUAACUGUGCACCAAUGUCACGCGUUGAAUGCAUGAUUCAGGUGCCAUCACUUGAGACUGUUUUCUCGACUAAAGGAACAGAUGAGAAUAUUAUUGGAGAGGGAACACCUCCAUUGAAAGCCAAAAACCACAAACGAUCACCAUCAGUUCACCGAGAAAGAAACUACAGUGGAAAUCAGGAUAGUUCUACAGGCAGCAGUGGUUCAACGUUUGGUAGCACUCUGGGACAUGGUGGGAUGCGACCUCGUGUCAGUAGUACUGCAUCAGAAUACACAAGCCAAGCCCAGCUCACCUCUUCCGGUGGACUUAGUUUUACUGCUUGUUUGACAAAUUUCUCAUUGUAUAUAUUCCAUCCUUAUGGGGGUGGACAAAGAAAACAGCAGACCGUUGGAUCUCCAGGCUAUCUGGGGGGAUUCCAGAAAUCAGAACUUGGUUGCAUUCAAGAACAUGGUGGUAAUCUUUUCACUGAAUUUACUCGUAAAGAUUCCCUUAGUCUCAAUGUUGAAUUCAUUAAAGUACAUAUAUCACGGAGUCGCAAACUGGAUGUACGUCUUGGAGACCCCAUGUUCACCGGUUCUUCUUCUACGAUGAGCCAACCUCCACAACCCACACCUACAACAGGCGGAGUACGUUCAGAAGGAAUUAAAUCGAAUUGUGUAAGAUUUUCAGCAAUAUGUGAUAUCGGCUCCGCGUCUUUCAAAUAUGACAUGCGCCGACUUUCUGAAAUUCUCUCCUUCCCGAAAGCUUGGUAUCGGCGCAAUCUAGCUCGUCGGAUGUUCCUUGGUGAUGAAAGCGUUGCACAAGCAGCAUCAGAUGAAGAUGUGUUUAGCUCCUCCUGCAGUAGUUCUGUGACCAGUGAAUCACCACAGUUUGUUUCUGUUAUGAAAUCACUCACUUCCCCUGCCUUGCAUAUAUAUAACGGUACAGGACCAUUGAUUGACCAAGACUACUCCUGCCAUGAUAGCAAUGGUCAUCUCUCUGGUCAGUUAUCGACUGCGUCCUCAAAAUGCCGCCUAGCUGGACCGAUGACUUCUGGCUCUAAAAACUACCAUUUCAAGAAGCACCAUAGAAGGGCAUCGUCUGGGGAUAAAUGGAAAAUUCAAGUCAGUCAAGAAUUAAAAGCUGAAAUUGCAAAGUUUUCAGGCAAAGGUAUCAGUACAUCAGUCCCACCAUCCCCAGACGCACCCAAUCUUGACACAGUGAGUGCACCACCACCAAAGGCAACAUCCUCCAAAAACAAGUCUGGAAUUGGUCAGUAUUUCUCCCCAGAAUUGGGCCGGCACCGUAACAACUCGGGCCACCAGACUGCUGGUGUGUCCACAGCAUGGGAGACGCUGGUGCUGUUUGCCGUCAACUUGUCCACCCUCGAUGUCAACGUCAACAUGAGUAAUGUCAUGGGCAAUACAACUUGGGCCACCAAAGAUAUCAAGAGCCAGGGCCGACUCUCUAUUGAUAGUUUUGGCCAUAAAAACAUGAAAGUUACUGCAGGAUUGGGCAGUUCUAUGCUUGUCUCGAAAGGCGGUGUUGUGGGUGGAACUAUUGAUCUCCAGGACCUCCAUACAUACUUUACUGUACUUGAAGAUCCAGAACAAGGAAACCCUCCAGACCACCAAUCUGGUCUCUCUCUGUUUGCUGCUGAGGCUCGCCUUGACUACAUGGGUUCCAGUGUCCUGAUGACCCGUAUAAGCUCACUGAAGCUCCACUUCAGGGAUGAGUGGCUUCUUGAUGCCGACAUGAAACCAGACAUGCCAUUGGCUACAAAACGACCAGCAAUAUUGUUUGUCCAUGGAACACUGGACUGGGAUAAAUUCCAUAUCAUGAUUUCACGGUCAACUACCCCAGACCUGUUAAAAAUGGCUGCCAAAUUAGAAGAGUUCUUCACCACCUAUCUCACUAACAGCAAGAGGGUCCUUUCUGCUUUUGGACCAAUUGGGGGAUCAAUGAAGAGCAAAUCAUCUACCAAACGCAAAAACUCAGAAGAUUUGGGAGUAAGCUACAGUUCAGUUUGGCAUCAUCGACAUUGGCAGAAAGUCUUGGUUGUUGCUGCUGGAUGUAGUUUUUCCAUGUUGCCAUCACCUUUACCAAAGGAAGGUACUAUUUUGGGAGGAACGGUUACACUUAAAGGCAACAAUCUUUCUCUUGCCUGUUUCCAUGGCUUCAACUUCCGUUCAAAGUCUUGGGCCAUCUUCACCAUUAACGAACCUGACAUCAUAUUUGCUACAGAAGCCCAGAAGAGUGCUGAAGGAGGAACUUGUAUUGUACAAGACCUCACCUUCCGUGUUGGACACGACACCACUCAACACAUCAGCGAAAAGAAUAUGGCAACUAUUUGCAAGUUAUCUCGUGGCCAUUAUAUGCCACCCCCUUUUACCAGUGUUCGGGAAUGGUUUCACUAUGCUUUUGCAUCAGCAGAAAUUAAAGAUCUUGAUACAUUUCCUGCCAUCCAGCAUGACAAACCGGAAAGUCCAACAGAACAUAAAAAAUCUCGGAAAACCCAAGACUAUAGUCAUGAUCGAGAAAUUAUUUUUGCUUUCCCUUCAAUGCAAAUGCAUUUCAAGACGAAACAUUUCCAAGGGGAACAUGAACCCUCCAUGGAAGAAGACAAACCUAUUGUUGAGUGCAGCUUCAUCACAGAAUUCGAAGACCAUAUUUCUGUUGCUAUGGAUGCUGAAGUGAUCUGGUUUCUACAUGACUUAGUCUCCUCUUAUAUUAAAGAAAAAGAUAAAAGUACAGCUCGUCUCGGGUUCAACGCUUCAACGAAAGCCAAUAGUGGAAUUAAGUCUCCAGAGAUGGAGAGGAAGAAAUUAAUUGUUCCAACUGUGGCUCUCAAGCAAGACUGGCGCCAGUUUGAAUGCAAGACUUGGCACUUAGAACCUACAGUUCGGUUGGUGCAUUGGGCUAGUCGCCAGAUUGAUCCCAUUGGAGUUGACUAUAUUCUACAGAAGCUUGGUUUUUCUCAUGCCCGUGUCACAAUCCCAAAAUGGAUGCAGCGUGGUUUCAUGGAUCCCAUGGACAAAAUGUUGGCAGUCCUUGUCAAUAAGUUAAUGAUUGUGCUCCGAGACAAACCAAAUGCUGCUAACGAGGACACUUGAGACAACAACCGAACAGUGUCUUGUCUUGUAGACUUGACAAAAUGACUUGAAUCAUAUCUGAAUCGCAUGAACAUACAAUGGCUGUGCCUCACUGAAGUGUAACAAUUUUCCCUCUCCUCCUCAUCAUCAUUACAGCCACAACAGCAGCCAUCAUGAUCAUCAUCAUCAUCAUCAUCAUCAUCACCACCACCAUCACAUAAUGUCAAUAACAACAAUAAUAAUAAUAAUUUUGAUAUUCUAAAGAGGCAUGUCAUUUAUUCAAUGAUUUAAAACAAGAAAACAAAUCAGCCUUGAAGCAGAUUGAUGACAGAAUUGAUAGCACAUCAGACAAAAUACCUUGUGAUAUUUGGUAACAAACAAUCCUUUACAUUCUGAGUUCAAAUCCUGCUUAGGUUUGCUUUGUCCUUUAUCACCCCGAGGUUGAUAAAAAUAAGUCCUAGGGUCAAUGCAAUCAACUGUACCCUAGAAAGUGAGGCCUCAGCAUGGCCCACAGUCCAAUAAACGAAGCCAGUUAAAGAACAAAUGAAUGAAAGCAUUUUGUUUUUGUGGAAUGGUUUCUACCGAAACAUUAAAUGCUGCAAGAAGUAGAGGGAGCUGGCAGUAAACGAAUCUUGUGAGAAUUUGGAAGGUGUGUGUGUGUGUGUUGUUUUUUUUUUUUUAAAGUCUGGGUUGGAAUAAAAUGGGAUGGAAAGAGUUUGUGAAUUUGAAUGUUUGUGACACAGACAGAACUAGUGUUUUGGUGUUUGGGAUCAUAUGGGUAUAUUAGAAUAUCAGGAAAAGCAGUGUGUGAGAGAGGGAGAGUUGUAGCUUGCUUAGCAGUGCAGAAAUUUGUUUCUCAAAAUCUUAUCAGAGUCAGUUAACAUACUUGUGUCUAUAAGUUAUAAGUGUGUUCCUAUACAAGCAAGCAUACAUACAUGCACAUAAUGAAUGCAAUUGCAAGUAUAUAUAUAUAUAUAUAUAUAUAUAUAUAUAUAUAUAUAUAUAUAUAUAUAUAUAUACAUACAUACUGCUUCUUUUACGGAUAUAUGAUACAAUAUAUAUGUGUGUGUGUGUAUAUAUAUAUAUAUAUAUGUGUACACACACAAUUUAUAUAUAUAUGUGUAUGUGUGUGCUUGUUUUAUUUUAAAAAAGGUUCACAGUAGCUUUGAACUGUUGCUGGUCAUUGCGCCACCCAUUGACUGGUCAAAUCUUUUCACCUUACUCUCAACCUUUUCCAUGCAAAAGUAAAUGUGAUACUCUAAUUUAGUGUGUUGAGUGAUCCUUUCAAUUACUGUUUAAGUGUUUGGGCUCUUCUUUUUCUACAUAAACACACACACACAAACACGAUUUUUCUAGUUGCAAAUAUGAUGUAUGUGGUUGUAUGUGUGUGUAUAUAUAUACAUACAUGCACAUAUGUAUGUAUGUAUAGAUAGAUAUAUAUAGCAUUUUGUUGCAUAUGCAUAUGUGCACACUGAUGUUUAUAAAAUAUAUAAUAAAUGAAUUCAAAGUGAAAAAUAUUAAUAAUAAAAACGAAAAAAAAACCCACAAAACCGAUGUCAUCUUUCUCCUGCCAUAUUUCCAAUAAGUUAGUUUCUGUUGCAAUGGUGCUGUUGUGUUUUGUCGAGUGACGGUGACCAACAUCCAAUAUUGUUUGAUGUUUAAAUUUAGGAAAUAAAUAAAUAAAAAUAUAGCCAGAUAUUUUUUAAGAAAAGUAAAAUUAAAAAAAAAAUAAAUAUAUAUGAAUGACUCUAAUAAAAAUAUAUAACAAAAACCUAAAUUGAGUCGGUCAGUGUGAAUAUUUGCUUUGUGGAGUUGUUUCUGUUGUUAGGAACUAGAUUAAGAUGUUGUGUAUGUAUAUGUGUGUAUAUUAUAUGCAUUUUGGUUGUACAAACAAGAAGAAAGUACUCAAUACACACGUGAAAGUGUUUAUUCACCUACUCAUCAGAUGCUAAUGUCACUUGCCCCUCCCCUUGUUUCUUGCAUGUUUUUGAGGCAACACUUCAGGGUGCUUCAAGAAUUGCCCAAAGUGCCUUGCAGAAUUGCCUUGAAAAGCAUGUCAAAACUUAAGAGUUGCAAGUGAAAGAAGCCCCUGUUUUUAGUAACAUGUGUUUCAGUGAAGUGACCCUGUCUUGUUGUUUUUUUUUUCCUUUUCAAUAAUUACUAGUUUUCAUGAGAUUGCAUAAAUCUGGAGAGGAUGUUUGAGAACUGGAGAAUCCAAGUUUGGUGAGUUUGGUGCAUUGUAGGGAAUAUAUAAAUUAUUGGACGUACUCCAUUCUGAAAAUAUAUUUCAAAACAUAAUUUAGAAGAAUGCAUAGAAAAUUGAAACCUUUCAUAUUUCUCUGCAUGAUUUCAGUAAUGUACCAUUGCUGUUAUUGGAGAUUGCGUUGGUGCCCACAGAAACCAGAUGCCAUAAACUACAAACAACUCCUAUAGAAAGCAUUCGGUCCUUUAGCAUUCAGAUUUCUCUGCCAAAUGUAAUGCUUGUUUAUUCACAUUGUUUUGGAACAACUAUGCAUUGUGUCACAGAAUGACAUUGUAGUGUAGGCGUGAGAGGCCUGAUCUGGCCUGUCUCAAUGUCAAACAGGUGUAGGAUAUUUGAGUUGGAUGUGGGGGGUUUAAAUGCUAAAGGGUUAAAUCUGUGUGAAAAUCAAGACCCCAUCCUUUCAUUUUUUGUUUGGUAGCCAUUAACAUCUGUACUCAUUCAGUGAUCUUUCAUUAUGAAGGACUUUCUCAGGUUCUACGUCCAUUCUGUAAAUGUGAAUUAUCAAAAUGAUGACCAGUUUUCUGUGUAACUACACUUACAAUAGACACAAGCAUGGUUGUGUGGUCAAGAACUGCAGGGUUUCAGGUUCAGUCCCAUGGCAAGGCUGCCUGAGCAGAUACCUUCUGCUAUAACCCCAGACCUUGUAAAUCAAUUUGGUGAAUGGAAACUGUGUAGAAGCCCAUCGUAUAUAUAUAUAUUUGUGUGUCUCUUUGUGCUUAUUUUCCAUUAGCACUUGACAACCAGUGUUGGUUUGUUUGUUUCCUGUAACUUAAUGUUUUGGCAAAAGAGACAGAAUAAGUAUUAGACUUUGAAUAUUAAGUUUCUGGGGUUGGUUGGUUCUGUUAAACCCUUCAAGGCAUUUCCCCUGCAUGACUGCAAUCCAAUGACUGUGGCCUGUAAAAAGUACAAAAAUAUAGGUCACUGUGAUAGAAGUUUACUCUCCAACCAAAAGGUUAUGGCUUUACUACUUUAGGUGAUUGUCUUCUACAAUAACUGUGAGACAAUCGUAGCCUUGUGACUAGGAAUGGUUAAAAAAGAAAUGUGUUAGUCUGUCAGACAGGCUAUAUACAUCAGUAAUUCAAAGAGCUAGCAUUGUCACACACUGUGUCAUACGACUUCUGCCUGAGAGACCAAUUAAUUGUAAUGAUGUGUCUGUGAAACAAUAAUUUAUUUUAUAAUUCAUUGUUGAAAUGAAUAGAUGCAGGCCUGGAUGUGUGAUUAGGGGUCUGCUCCUCAACCAUAUGGUUUCAGAUUCAAUGGCACUGCAUUGGGGAAGUGUCUUCUACUAUAGCCCCAGGCCACCCGAAGCUUUAUGAAUGGACUUGGUAAAAGGAAACUGAAAGAAGCCUCUGUGUGUGUGUGGUGUAUAGGGGCAGUUGUGACUGUGGUAAGAAGCUUGCUUCCCAAACACAUGGCUCCAGGUUAAUUCCCAUUGCAUGGCAUCUUGGGCAAGUGACUUCUACUAUAGCCUCAGGCCAACCAAAGCCUUAUGAAUGGAUUUGGUAAAUGGAAACUGAAAGAAGCCUCUGUGUGUGCAUGUGUUGUGUGUGUGUGUAUCUGUCCUUGCCGCCAAUUGUCAAUUGGUGUUUGUUUACAUCUCCAUAAACUUAGCAGGUCUGCAAGGGGACUGAUAAAAUAAGCACCAGAGUUUAAUAACAAGUAUUGGGGAUGUUUUUAUUUAUUUUUUUUUCUUGACUAGAACCCUUCAAGGUGGUGCUCCAGCAUGACUUCACUGAUGAAAAGGUAACUGAGUUGAUCAAACAUGAAAUACAUGUUACUGAAGCUGAGAGUUUACUAUCUGUGUGUGUGUGUGUGUGUGAAAACUAAAUGUUCAUACAUGUUGUGUUUAUAUGACAAUCAAUGUAUUAUUGAAAAAAAUGUUUUUUUUUCUCAUCUGUUUUGAAAACAACUAAAAUAUGGCUUAAAUUGAAAA
This is a messenger RNA of Octopus bimaculoides (California two-spot octopus), 20429 nucleotides long. RefSeq names its product bridge-like lipid transfer protein family member 1. Gene Ontology annotation, biological process: synaptic vesicle endocytosis. Lineage: Eukaryota; Metazoa; Mollusca; Cephalopoda; Octopoda; Octopodidae. The record is from RefSeq and is a predicted model, not a curated record.